AUAUGGAUUGCCAGCAUCCCAAGUGGUGACUUAACCCAAUACAUUCCCAUGUCUGCCCCUCAAUAUACUCUUUUAACUAUAAUGUGGUCACUCUUUGAAAAUCUCUUAAUCAGUACUGCUUUUCAGUAUUUUUCAGCCUCCAUUAAAGCAGCCUUAUUUUAAAUGUAAUUAAGAUGUCCCAGUCUUGUUUUUAUUUUUAUGCUCAACACAGAUUUUCUUACAUGUCAAUAUUUCAUUCACACAUAAUUAUAUGGUUAACAAAACAACUAAAACACCAGGCUGGGUUAAUGACAUUAUCUGCAAAAUUAUAAUUCUGUUUUCAGUGCAGCAAAGUUACAGAUUUUAGUUUGAGCAAAAUGCUCUUUCUUAAUAACUGGGCCUUUUGACUUACUCUACUUUUUAUCUUUGUUGGAGACUGGACCUCCCUUGUCUUUCCUUACAUCAAAAUUCUACUUAUAUUUUCAUAUUCUAAGAUCUUCUGUCUGUGAGUCUAUACUAAAGUGAUACCACUACCACUUUCAAAACUAUAGUUUUGAAAAAAUAAUUUCCAAAUUUUGAGCUGUGACAACCGGAGUUUGCUGGGUAUUUUUUAGUGGGUCCCUUUUAAAGAUACUGAAAAUAAUUGCCCACAUUUUCAUUAGACAGCUAAACAUCUUAUGUUUAGAUGUUUAGGGUGGUUAAUGGGUAGGGAGCAAAUGGCUCAUGGCAUAAAGAGGAGACACAAGAACAGACUACAAUGAGCCUUUUGUUAAUAUCAAAUAGAAAGCGAACUUGAAGGUUUUUUUAUUUGCUUCUCUUGGGGCUUUUUUGGAUUAAGAGCUUUAAAGUUGAAAAGUAAUGAAACAGAUAGGACUAGAUACUAAGUACAAACGUACACACAAAUCCAGGCACAAGAUUAAUAAAGGAAUAAAAACUAGAAUAAUUCAUUUAGAACUGACCAGUACAGCCAUCAUUGGUGACUUAGGAAUUACCUAGGUUUUUGUUAAUUUAACCUGUCCUUGUCUCCAGUUAUUAAGGUUGAAAUCAGCAAUGGACAGUGAAGAAUGUCAACAGAAGGGGGACACAAGGGGGGACACAAGGGCCAGGAAUGGGCAGGAGGAGAAAAGAUGGAGAAGGGAGGGAGUCAGAUCAAGAGGUAGGAAUGGCAACAGAAGAGUAGAAAAGGAGAAGGGGAAAAAGGAUAUGGGUGUAAAUCAUUAAAUUAAUGUCAGGUGUCAUUAACUCCAAUGGUCAGAUAUGCUUAAUUAGCACUGAAACUGAAUAUUUAAAGAAUUAAGUUUAACCACAGAAGGAAAAAGGUGGCCAAGAAGUAAAUUUUUAAAUAAACUUUUAAAUGACUUCUUAAAUUUAAAAUCAAAGCCAACAAUACACAGUUUUUAAGUUUUUUUUAACACAAUGAUAAUAAAUACUUGCUAUUAGUUGAAGCACUGUUCUGAGUGCUUUUAGUAUAUAUUGGUUCAUUCAGUCCUCACUACAACUUGAUUAGCAAGUACUGUUUCUCCCAUUUUACAGAUACAGAAACUGACACAGAGAGAAUAAAUAAUUUGCCUAGACUAGUCAGAUAACAAAGCCAGGAUUCCAUGAGACAGUCUGAUUCCUGUAUUAUAGCUGGCUUCAUCAUCUCUACCGCCCCCUCUCCAUGAUUUGUGUGGUGUAUCUGUAGAAAUGUGUCUUAUUUCAAGAAUAGUUGAAAAAGUUUUGCAUCUAUUACAGUAACAAACUCUGGACACCAUUUAAAAAUCAACUUCCCUUCAUUUUCUUUGUAAUUUGAGAAAGUUUAUAAACUUAAGUAUCAACAGUGAUCUGAUUAAGAAACUGCGUGAUUCCUUUCCAUAGUAAACUACCAAUUUAUAAUUGGUCACUCAAACCAAACUGUUCUCCAUUAAUGGUGAUAGGAAUUCUUGGGGUUUAAACCAAGUUCACAUGUGAAUAGUUGUUACUUUUUUUUUUUUUGCUUAAAGAUUAUUUACUUAUUUGAAAGGCAGAGUUACAUGAAGAGAGAAGGAGAGGCAGAGAGAGGUCUUCCAUCCGCUGGUUCACUCCCCAGUUGGCCGCAAUGGCCGGAGCUGCGCCGAUCCAAAGCCAGGAGCCAGGAGCUUCCUCCAGGUCUCCCACGUGGGUGCAGGGGCCCAAGGACUUGGGCCAUCCUCCACUGCUUUCCCAAGCCAUAGCAGAGAGCUGGAUCGGAAGUGGAGCAGCUGGGACUCGAACUGGCGCCCAUAUGGGAUGUUGGCACUGCAGGCGGCUGCUUAACCUGUUACGCCACAGUGGUGGCCCCUGUUGUUACUUUCAAAGGUAUACUCACCUUUAAAAUCCACAGGACAACUAGCAGUAUUUCUGCUGUCCAGAACAUUGAAAAUUCUUUCAAGCUACAUAACAAAAUCAGUUUUCCAUACAAAAAUCAGUAAUGCCUAGUUUUAUCACCUUGCUUAUUCAUCCUUAAAAUUAAAACCUCACAUGGAUAUUCAUGAAGUAAUUGUCUAAACAGGUGUUUUGUUUUGUUUUGUUUUUACAGCCCUGAUGGAGUAAAAUGUGUGCAGGCUGUAGAGGAGGAAAUGUGAAUGGAGUUAGUGGAUUUCGCCAGGAACUUUGGAAGAGUGUUGAGUAUUAGUAUUCCACUAGAGGAGGAUGAGAAUUGAGUCCUGUUAGAGGGAAUAAAAAGACUUCUGUGGGGAGUGUGGGGAAAUAAACCAGGAGUCUACCCUGAAGACCAAUACUUUGGCUCCCUGGAUGCUUUUAUAUUUGUAGAAUUCUAGAAUCCUCAGAACUCAUUCUUUGUUCUCUUUGAGACUCUUCUAAGGAGAAGACCUGUGCAGGUUGAAAGUGUUUCUAGGUACCAAGUUGCCGCUAGUACUGAGAAGUGUGAAGAGGGAAUUGCCUUUCAGUGAACUAAGAAGUUCUGGAUCAUCUAUAAUAUCACCUACUGCAUUAUUUUUGGCUGCAAAAGUGGAAGAACAGGCUCGAAAACUUGAACAUGUUAUCAAAGUAGCACAUGCUUGUCUUCAUCCCCUAGAGCCACUGCUGGAUACUAAAUGUGAUGCUUACCUUCAACAGACACAAGAACUGGUUUUACUUGAAACCAUAAUGCUACAAACACUAGGUUUUGAGAUCACCAUUGAACACCCACACACAGAUGUGGUGAAAUGUACCCAGUUAGUAAGAGCAAGCAAGGAUUUGGCACAGACAUCCUAUUUCAUGGCUACCAACAGUCUGCAUCUUACUACCUUCUGUCUUCAGUACAAACCAACAGUGAUAGCAUGUGUGUGCAUUCAUUUGGCUUGCAAAUGGUCCAAUUGGGAGAUUCCAGUGUCAACUGAUGGAAAGCAUUGGUGGGAAUAUGUGGAUCCUACUGUUACUUUAGAAUUACUAGAUGAGCUAACACAUGAGUUUCUACAAAUAUUGGAGAAAACGCCUAGUAGGUUGAAGAAGAUUCGAAACUGGAGGGCUAAUCAGGCGGCUAAGAAACCAAAAGUAGAUGGACAAGUAUCAGAGACACCACUUCUUGGUUCAUCUUUGGUCCAGAAUUCCAUUUUAGUAGAUAGUGUCACUGGUGUGCCUACCAACCCAAGUUUCCAGAAACCAUCUACAUCAGCAUUUCCUGCGCCAGUACCUCUAAAUUCAGGAAAUAUUUCUGUUCAAGACAGCCAUACAUCUGAUAAUUUGUCAGUGCUAGCAACAGGAAUGCCAGGUACCUCAUACAGUUUGUCAUCACACCAAGAAUGGCCUCAACAUCAAGAAUCAGCAAGGACCGAGCAGCUCUAUUCACAGAAGCAGGAGACAUCCUUGUCUGGUAGCCAAUACAACAUCAACUUCCAGCAGGGACCUUCUGUAUCACUGCAUUCAGGAUUACAUCACAGACCUGACAAAGUUUCUGAUCAUUCUGUUAAGCAAGAAUAUUCUCAUAAAACAGGGAGCAGUAAACACCAUGGGCCAAUUUCUGCUACUCCUGGAAUAAUUCCUCAGAAAAUGUCUUUAGAUAAAUACAGAGAAAAACGUAAGCUAGAAACUCUUGAUCUUGAUGUAAGGGAUCAUUAUAUAGCUUCCCAGGUAGAACAGCAACACAAACAUGGACAGUCACAGGCAGCCAGCAGCAGUUCUGUAACAUCUCCCAUUAAAAUGAAAAUUCCCAUCACAAAUACUGAGAAACCUGAGAAAUACAUGGCAGAUAAAAAGGAGAAGAGUGGCUCGCUGAAAUUACGGAUUCCAAUACCGCCCACUGACAAAGGUGCCAGCAAAGAAGAGCUGAAGAUGAAGAUAAAAGUCUCGUCCUCAGAAAGACACAGCUCUUCUGAUGAAGGCAGUGGGAAAAGCAAGCAUUCAAGCCCGCAUGUUAGCAGAGACCAUAAGGAGAAGCACAAGGAGCACCCUUCCAACCGCCACCACACCAGCAGUCACAAGCAUUCCCAUUCACAUAGUGGCAGCAGCAGCAGCGGUGGCAGUAAACACAGUGCUGAUGGGAUCCCACCCACUGUUCUGAGGAGUCCUGUUGGCCUGAGCAGUGAUGGCAUUUCUUCUAGUUCCAGUUCUUCAAGGAAGAAGCUGCAUGUCAACGAUGCAUCUCACAACCAUCACUCCAAAAUGAGCAAAAGUUCCAAAAGUUCAGGUAGUUCAUCUAGUUCUUCCUCCUCUGUUAAGCAGUAUAUAUCCUCUCACAACUCUGUUUUUAACCAUCCCUUACCCCCUCCUCCCCCUGUCACAUACCAGGUGGGCUACGGACAUCUCAGCACGCUCGUGAAACUGGACAAGAAGCCAGUGGAGACCAACGGUCCUGAUGGCAAUCAUGAGUACAGUACAAGCAGCCAGCAUAUGGACUACAAAGACACAUUCGACAUGCUGGACUCGCUGCUCAGUGCCCAAGGAAUGAACAUGUAAUCACUUGUUUAGGUCACUUUUUUCUUUACUUUUUUUUAAUUUAAAAAUUGUUGGAAUGGAAAACUUCCUCCUGAUCUAGCAGUGGUAACACCUGCUGUUGCUGCCACUGCUUCAAUAUUUGUAAGUGCUGCUUUAUUCUUCAUUCUGAAAAGAAGAGAUUAUAGUAAACAAGUUUUUAUCUCCACAUAUGAUAGUGUUAUAAAUACUGCAAAAGCAUGGAAGGUGCAAAACUCAAUAUUUCUACAAUUGCAGCUGAGAACAUUAGGAUGAAUGGCUGGCUGCUUCUAGGAAUAUAAGCUGCCUCAAGCAUUGGUUAUUUAUAAUUUGAAUACUGUAGCUAUUUUUUGUUGUUGCUUGGCUUUUGAAUGAGUGUAAAUUGUUUUCUUUUGUAUAUUUAUAUUUGUAUGUAUGAUUUGCAUGUUUCAUUGAUAAAGGGAUAAAACAGUAUACUGACAACUGUUUACAAGAAAGUGGAGAAAAAUGUACAUACAUUUUUGUAUGUUUAGAUAUUACCAUAAAUACUCAGGAUUGGAGCUGCUUGUAAGUAUAACAAUAUACAGAAUAACUUUAUUUUCUCUUGUCAGAGUCCAUCACUAAUCUAAAACAGAAGUGGCACUUUUUCAUGUUAACCUUAAACUCUAGGCCUUACCGAAGGGGGACACUUCACUACCAGAUGGGUGUACAGUGCCACACAUGGUAUGGUCAUUUACACUGUGAGGCAUGGAACUUUUGCCUUCAGCGGUUCUGACCAGAUAGGCUACUGAAAUAGCCCCUAGUUUUCUGAAGGCUUGAAGAGGAAAAAAAGUUUACAUACUCUUGAUGUGAAGUGCAUUUAAAUGUUUGUUGGCUUGUUGCAGUGCUAUAAAACAGAGCUGUUAAUAAUGGUUGUGUGGAUUACUGUGAUUUGAAAACUAAAUUCACAAAGACUUAUUUACAUAGUGAAGAGUUAGUUUUUUUCUUAAAGAACUUUAACACUACAUAUUUUAUUACCAGUAAACAGGGAUCACUUUUCUUUUAGCAUUCAGAAUGUCACCAUAUUCUUAAAUAUAUUCCUCCCCUGAUGCGUGUUUGUGUGUGAUGCCAUAUUUCUUUUUCAGGUAAAUGCAGUCUUCCUUACAAAAAUGAAAUUAUACCUAUGCUCUCUCAAUUCUUUUAUAUUCUAACAAUAAAUAAAAAGGAAAGAUCACUGUGCAUUGUACCUGUAUUUGUAGCUUAUGGUUGUUAUCAGGAAGCUCUGUAAAAACUGGUCAGCCUCCAGACAAAGCCACUAGUGGAGGUUUUACAUUUGUUUGCACAUCUCAGAAUAUUCCUGUUGACAUCAAGUUUGCACAGUCAUCUGACUUCUGAUAAAGCUAUAGACUUGUUUGAAUUUGACUUAAGCAAACCAGUAAUACAGCUCUUGCUUAUCAGUUAAUCUUGACUUUAUUCUCUGGUAAAUCUUGGAGCUGUUGAGUAUCUUUGGGAUGGGUUGGAUUCAAGUUCUGUUGAACUUAAAAACUGUCUUAUUUUUUCCUCUGUGUAUAUGAAUUAUUUUUUUGUUACAAAGCCACUGAUAACGUGCACAGUUGUAAUUUUACUCAAGUGUGUUGUGGUUGUAAAUAUUGAGAGUUUGAUCUUGUGCUUUACUUUUAUUUAGUAAUUACCUAAUUUGCCAGUAGCUUUAUUACUUUUUUUAAGAGAAUUGUUCAUUGUUUUGUCAAUGUUAUUUGAACUUGGGAUACUAGGAGCUCUUUCUAGGGCCUUUGCCUAGCUAGCAUGUCCUAACGUUUGUUCUUGUCUUGCAUAACUUGAGUAUUCUCUGUCAUUAUAUGUAACUUUAUUGCUCUGUAUGGCAUAAUCUUGUAUCCACAAACAUGGUAAUUUUGAUGCAGUUCUUUUACAGUGGUACAUAAUCCAAGGACUAGUGUAGAAUUAAGCUGAGUACAAGAUGAGGGGGGGAAGGGGUUUGUUCUUGGUAAUUUAGAUGUGAAACCUCUACAGAGCUAUCAUGUGAAAUGACAUUAGGGCAGUUGUGCUACUGUAUAAUUGGGGGUAAUACCAGGAAUUUUAAUAAGAUUUUGUAAAGAAUAUCCAGAAAAGUAGUGAACUUAUUUUCAGUAUGACAUAGAAAACAAUGUGAAUAUUUAAGGUCUGUGACUAUAGUUAAACUUCACUAAGAAUUUGCAGAAUUGUUUUUUGAGAUGUGGGAAUAAAGGUAAUUUUGUUGAAUCUUUAUUGGUGCUAAUGAUGGACAGUUAAAAAGGUAGCUAGUGUAUAUUGUUAUGGGUCAGUACUUAUUAGUACUUCCAAAAUGAAUUUGAAAUGCUAUGUAUUCACUUUUCACUCUGUAAAUGUAAUUCUUUACAAUUACUUUAUUUAUUAAAGGGCAGCCAGUUCUAAUUUUUA
Molecule: messenger RNA, 7257 nt
Organism: Oryctolagus cuniculus (rabbit)
Lineage: Eukaryota; Metazoa; Chordata; Mammalia; Lagomorpha; Leporidae
Source: RefSeq, a predicted model, not a curated record